Symbiodinium sp. CCMP2592 is the source of this 2046-nucleotide messenger RNA. NCBI's taxonomy places the organism in Eukaryota, Dinophyceae, Suessiales, Symbiodiniaceae. The record is from the annotation of a GenBank genome assembly.
AUGUGCUACGAUGUACAAACCCGUCGGUUCUCAUAUUCGUAUUCGGGAUUGCAGCUUCUGGGCGUAUCCGGGGCUAGGCUUUGCUCACCCCGGGUUUCAAAUCAGGACAAGAUCGCCAUUGCAGACCCAAGCCGCUUUGCAAAGUAUUCGGCAGUGGAGAACGUCGAUGAGCCGAGCCCUCGCCUCCACGCGAACACCCUGAAGGCUGUUUACGUCACGAAGGAGCCUGUCCUGCCCGACGACAAGGAGCGGUUCCCGGAGAGGCCACCGGACACCACGCCGAGCGCAAGAACGAAGCAUUCAAGCUGGGCGCGAAGCACGAUGCGCUAUUCCGUGGGCUCCGAGUUUACUGCCUCGUCCUUAUCGGGUGGCACCCUGGGCUCUGAGAAGCACCUCAACUCCGCGAUGGCUUCGCCUCGUCAUGCUCAGCCGGCUGUCGACCUAGCCGUGUGUUCCACAGAUACAGAUGUUGGCAACAGCCGGGGACAUGCGAGGAGGAGGCCGCACAAGGCCCUUUCGCAGCACGGCCGCCACGCGGAGUCACACGAUGGAAGCGAAGUCAGCCCCUGCAGCCGCCAUCACGACGGAGCCGAGUCCAGCCCGUACGUCUAUCACCGCAAGGCAUCUCGCCACGUGCAUCAGUUUGUGCGGCUGACGGAUACCAUGGGUAUAGUACCUUCUGCAGCCCUGGGCAUCGUUAUCAACAACCACGGCAAUGUCUCGGACUUCUACAAGUUGGAUGCGAAACCUUUGGGCGAAGGAAGCUUUGGGGCCGUUUUCUAUGCGACGCUUCGGGUCACAAAGGCAUCCAGAGCGAUCAAGAAGAUUCCGAAGGAGAAAAUGAGGGAAAAGCUGGUCACGUUGAAAACGGAGGUCCAGCUGUUGAAGCUCGUGGACCAUCCGCACAUUGUGAUGCUGCAUGAGAUUUUUGAAGACAACGACGACGUCCAUCUCGUGAUGUCACUGUGCCGGGGGGGCCAUUUGCAGGCUUACGUGAUGCGCUACGGCCGACUGAAGGAGCAGCCGGCUGUCGCUGCCAUGAGGCAACUUUUCCGUGCAGUAUCCUACCUGCACCGGCGUUUUAUCUGCCACAGGGACCUGAAAAGCGAGAAUCUCAUGCUUCUGCAUGAUGAGCCGUUUACAGGCAGCAGCAGAAACACGCUGAAAGUGACGGACUUCGGGCUCGCCACACUCUUUCAGCCGGGCGUUCCACUGACCUCCACAGCUGGCACACCCAGCCACAUGGCUCCAGAGGUCUAUGCCAAGAAGUAUAACCUGGCCUGCGAUCUGUGGAGCUGUGGGGUCAUUCUUUUCUUCGUCGUCUCACGGCUGAUGCCCUUCGAUGCGAACGAGAAAGGCUCCAAGCGGUUCAAGUUUAACUUGAACGUCCAUCCAUGGGACCUCAUUCAUCAGGACUGCAUCAACUUGGUGACAGUUCUCCUGGACAAAUCUGUUCAUAAGCGCGCUACGGCUGCGGCCGCGCUGCAGCACCCAUGGAUCGUGAACAACACUCCAAGGGUGGAGGACGUGGCCAUCCAGCCCAAUGUUCUCGCGCGGCUAAAGCGCUACCGCAAGCACAACCGUUUCAAACGAGCUUGUUUCAACGUGGCCGCCUCUUUCUUGAAGGAGUCAGAAAGGGCGACUUCGGACAGUUUGUUCCAGUUUCUGGACUCCUCUGGCGACGGCCGCAUCUCAUUCGAGGAAAUGGCGAAGUUGGUGGGCGAGAAGGAUGCUCGCGAGAUUUUUGGUGCUCCCGAUCCUGUGGACAAUACCUACAAGCCCUUCCCGUACACGGAGUUCUUGGCGGCGACCUUUGACAGGAAGCAGAGCCUGACAACGGCGGUAUGCAAAACUGCAUUCGCGGCCUUUGACAGGAAUAGUGAUGGCACGAUCAGCAUGGCUGAACUCACUUCCGGGCGCCUUCUUGGCGCUCUUACAGUGGAGGAGAUAAGCGAGACCUUGAAGCAGCUGGACAAGAAUGGUGACCAAGCAAUUGAUUUCCAGGAGUUCAUGGCUGUCAUGAAGGAUGACGAAGAAGGGGGCUAG